AUGAGGGCUCCUUCACAACGUCUAGGAUUCACACCUUUGGAAAAGGGUUGUGGGUUGAAGGCAGCCUUCAGAGCCCUUCUGUUGCAGGUGCCAGGUGCCAGUUCUCAGGGUUUAGGCCUGCCAGCAGGCCCUCGAGUCACCGAGGUUGAGGCCAUGGUGCUCUUUGGCCACAAGAAACACCGGGGACGAGCUGCGGACAGUCCUCAGCAGCUUGUCUCCAGUGUCGGCCUCACCGUCGGUGACCCCGGAACCUGCUGGCAGGUCCAAACCCCGGAGAGCUGGCGCCGGGAACAGGGACCCCAGAACUUCAUGACACAAAACCUCAGGACUUUAGAACAGAGACAUCAGAAGUUCAAAACCUCGCGACUGCAGGACCUCAGAGAGUUCCAAGCUGUGGACGAGUCAACCAGUCUUUGUGGCGACCAGAAUCAUCUUCACCAUGGUGGUGGGGGUGGGCUUCCUCCUCACCAUCAGGUUGCACCUGCCCUACCUACCCCGUCUCCACAAAGUGCCCGCCUUUGGCUUGAUUGGGAGCAUCUUGAGCUUCUGCGAAGGUGCUCGCCAGCUCUGAAAAAAGUUGCCUUCCUUUUCUUCACCCUCCUGUUGUUCCCCAUCAUCUGGCUCUUUGAGUUGGACAAGAAUUUAUCCAUCCCAGUUGGCUGGAGCUAUCUCCUGGGUUGGCUGGUGUUCGUUCUGUACAUCACCUAUGCGGUACUUUGUUACUUCAACUGUAAGCGUUUCUGGAGAGUGAUUCGGAUCCACCCUACCACCACCGUGUCCUGCGGCAGUGAUCCCAACUCCGUAGAGGAAUCCCUGAGUGACUCGAACAUCUCAAACACCACUAGCAACCACAAGAAAUUCCUGAAUUCUCAGUAAAGGAAUACACAUCUGGCAUCAAACUGCACCCUCUUAACCUGACUUCCUCUUCCUCCCAUCCACCCUGGGCCUUGUGGAGAUGGGCCUCCUGGCAUGGGCUUCGAAAGGAGUGAGAAGAGGAGGACUGCGCCAACUUUGCCCUCCUCUCCCUUGUCCUGUCCUUGGUCACAGCCUGGGUGCUGUGGAAUAAAUUGUGCAUCUCUUCUU
Molecule: messenger RNA, 1083 nt
Organism: Ochotona princeps (American pika)
Lineage: Eukaryota; Metazoa; Chordata; Mammalia; Lagomorpha; Ochotonidae
Source: RefSeq, a predicted model, not a curated record